UACUAAAAGUAUUGAAUAUUAAGAUUCACAAUUGGUAGUUUUAAUUGUCAUGCAUUCUUAAUUUUAUACAUGUAUCUUUUCAUAUGAGAUUUAACAAUAACUAUCAUAUUUGUGGUCUGCAUCAUCAUAACAUCUGGUUGAAGCAAAAUUGGACUUAGAAGUUUCAGCGUGAUGGCUGAAGUUAUAGAAUUAAUGCCUGGUUCGACGGAUACAGACUGGAUUACCAAAUCGGAAUCGGAAUCUGAAGAUGAGGGUCGUCGAAAAACAAAGAACUUGGAAAUUCAAGGCCAUAAAAGUGUUGGUGGGAGGAUAUUACAUUGUAAAACCUUCUAUGGUUACAAAAUUACAGAUUUAAAAAGACAGUAUAUUGAAGGCGAUUGUGGUAUGUGUAUAGUUGAGUUCGGAGAUGGAUUCGCACAGAAAAAGAUUGAGGUGAUCUGUUGGGAAUCGUUGCGGUUUGGAGACAAACGAAAGUUACACAAACCGUUGACGUGUCUCAUAUUUGCUAAUCGAGAAGUAGAUGACAGAUUGAAACUAAUGGAAGAAGUCAUAUCUUUUGCAAGACAGACCAAAUUGCCUUGUCAUUUUGUAGGAACAAGAGUUUUACUGAUCUGUGAUUCUAACGAUAUUGCUUUUAUCCACUACAAGACAGAUAAAGCAAUAAUUAUGGAACUUGUAAAACAAGGAUUUCGUAGAUUCGAAAGAGUGGACAUCAAUGGAUCAUGGAAACCAGGAAACGAAAUGGAUUACUUUAAUGAAAUUGCAGAAUAUUUCUUUGGAUUGUACGUUGUACCUGUCAUUAUACCCAUUGGAAACAAUUGGAAGAGCCAAAAGAUGCAGAUACCUAUUAUUCGAUUAAAGAACGACAUGUCCGAUGUUAGUGUUUUAUGGCCGGAAGACGUUGAUCAGAGUUUUACAGAAUACAAAACAGAUACUGAAAGUGAAUGGCGUUUAAAGAAAACAAAAUCAGUGACGGAUGAUUUUCCGUCUGAUAAUGUUAUUUCGGAAAACUGGUGUGACUUUGAUAUUAUCGUUUGUCAGAUGCUUAUUAGAGUUUAUAUGGACGAGGAUUUAGCAGAGCAAACAUUUAAAGAAAUACAUGCAUACAAUCAUACUGCAUUGUUCAUGUACCUUUUGAAGAAAGGGGAGUGGAAUAUUCCAAAAAAGUACAUAAAAUGGCCAAUCGAUCUGAAGAGUGCUCUAGAAUACAUAUAUGAGGAGGAGUAUGAAUAUAUAAAGGAAUUAUGGUCAAACCAGAAAUGUUUUACCGACAUGGAUUACAAACUGCCUGAUCACAAAGUACUUACUUCAAUUUAG
Messenger RNA from Mytilus californianus (California mussel), 1317 nucleotides. RefSeq lists its product as uncharacterized. Bases 172 to 1317 code for a protein of 381 amino acids. The record is from RefSeq and is a predicted model, not a curated record. Lineage: Eukaryota; Metazoa; Mollusca; Bivalvia; Mytilida; Mytilidae. The transcript is spliced from 14 exons.